CAAAAAAUCUUCACAUUUCUAAAUCUCCCCAUCAUACCCUCAAUAAUUUUAAAAAUAAUACACUAUUACAACUACUUUUUUGGAUUUAUCCUACAUACCAUCACAUUAUUCUACUAUCUUCCCAUCGUAUCCUCAAUAAUUCAUAUCCUUUUUCACUAUUCUUAAUCUACCUACUUUUGAAAUGACAAAGUUUUUGAGUUAUUGACAAACUUUUGAAAUAGAGAAGAAUGAAAGGACACUUCUUCACAAAAACAUGAAGAAAGAGAAUCUCCUCCUUCUCUAUAGAUUUCCAGUCUUUUGACUUCCAGAAAUGGAAUUCCGGCAUCAACAUCACCGGAUUCCUUACCCCUUCAAACAUGAACAAAGGCUUUACACUCAAAAUAACCCCCAGGAAACAUUCCUUGCUACUGGAAUAGCACGAAGAACAGGACCUGUAAUAGGGUAGAUAGCUUCUUCACCCACCGGAGAGCUCCUCAACGGAUCCAGACUCCCUACAGUGGCCCUCCUCUCCACCGGUAUGCUCGUUCCUGUUACAACACAUACGACAGCAACAACACUAGAAACAGAGUCCACUCGCACACAGGUAAUCGUUUCUACACCAACCCCUAUUCUCAUCACUACCAUCCAGAAUUAGUCACGAUCCCAGAUUUCAAUCGGAGGGUAAAACCGGCCAGAAAUCCUACCGGAGUUCAAAGGACUGAUGUAAUUCGUUUACAUCCAUUCCACACCUCCUACGUGUGAAUAAACGGGAAAAGGUACCCCAAUAGGAACCCCAUAUGUCUAUUUAGUAUUUAUAAUAAAAGAGUUUCAUAUAGAAUAGAAAACAAAUCUUCCUAAUGAUGUUCUAUUACACCUCCUCAAACUGUGCGGGAGAUACAACGCGCAGGUUGUCUUUUAAAAAAUGAAAUUGGUGACUAGAAAGACUUUUAGUAAAAAUGUCAGCUAACUGUAACUGAGGUGGGAUGUACUUCACAAUUAGAUCUCCAUGAGCCACACGCUCCCUGAUGAAGUGAUAGUCAAUCUGAAUGUGCUUGCUAUGCGCAUGCUGAAUUGGAUUAGCAGUGAGAUAGGAAGCAGAAAUAUUAUCACAAAAAAGCUGGACCGGCGUAAUGAUGGGAUGGCCGAGCUCAAACAAUACGGAACAAAUAUGCAGGGUAUCCUGAACAGUGUAAGCAAUGGCCUUGUAUUCAACUUCUGUAGAGGAUUUGGAGACAGUAGGCUGUUUUUUGGACUUCCAGGAGACAAGAUUCGGACCCAAGAAAACUGCAAAACCGGUUGUGAAACGGGACGUAUCUGGACAGCCAGCCCAAUCAGCAUCAGAGUAGGCAAUGACACAAGUAGCUCGAGAUGUAGGCUGAAGCCACAAACCAUGCUCAAUAGUCCCCUGCAAGUAUCUAAAAGUCCUCUUGACAGCAAAAAGAUGAGUAGUACGAGGAGCAUGCAUAAACUGAGACACUAAAUGCACAGCAUAGGUAAUAUCAGGUUGUGUCAAAGUUAAAUAUUGUAAUGCAUCAACCAUACUACAAUACUCAGUAGCAUCAGGAAGAAGUUCCCUAUCAGUGAGGGAUAAAGAAGUGCGAGUAGCAAGCGGAGUACGGACAGACUUGAGAGUAUGGAGAUGAAAUCGAGAUAGAAGGUCAGAAACAUACUUAUGCUGGGAUAGAAACAAACCUUUAUCUGAGUGGACAGCCUAGACUCCUAAAAAAUAAUGAAGAUCACUGAGAUCCUUCAUAGCAAAAUGCUGAGCAACAAGCUGAAUAAAAGAAGUGAUAGCAGCAGCAGAAUUGCCGGUAAUAAUGAUGUCAUCAACAUAAAGUAAUAAAUAAUGACAUUAUUAUUAUGACGAAAAAUAAACAAUGAAUUAUUAGACUUGCUGCACCGGCUGCACGUGAAAUGAUGAGAAAGUAAAAAGCUACUAAACCUAUGAAACCAGGCCCGCGGGGCUUGCUUGAGCCCAUAAAUGGCUUUUCGCAAACGACAUAAAUGAUUAGGAAAUGAGGGAUGAAUAAAACCCCGCGGUUGACACAUAUAUACCUCCACAAUGAGACCAUGCAAAAAGGCAUUUUUAACGUCCAACUGACGAAUAACCCAUCCAAAACAAAUAGCAAGAGUAAGAACAAUACGAACUGUGGUGGGUUUAAUAACCGGACUAAAGGUUUCAGAGAAAUCCACACCGGCCUGUUGCUUAAACUCCUGAGCAACUAAUCGAGCUUUGUGACGCUCAAUAGAACCAUCAGAAUUAUAUUUAGUCUUAUAAAUCCACUUAGAGCCCACAACAUUUUUAGUGUGAUCAAACGGAACUAAAUCUCAAGUAUUAUUAGAAAUAAGAGCAUUAAAUUCCUCCGCCAUUGCCGCACGCCAUUUUAACUGUUUGUUAGCCUCUGAAAAACAAGUUGGAUCAGCUGAUAAAGCAACUGUUUUUAAAUUAAGAAUCAUUUUGGGUUUAAAAAUGCCCGACUUAGCCCGAAUUUGCAUGGGGUGGCAAUUUGCCAGCGGACCAGACGAAGAUGUAUCCGGUGUACUGGCCGGUAGCUGCGGCUGCACAACUGGAGCAUCACCAGGAUGGGUGAAGGCUGCUUCAGGCUCAUCUGUUUCGUGGGAAGGAGUUGCAGGCCGAGAGAAAGGUAAGGUAGUGGCUGGAGCAGGACUGGGGUGGGUCGAGUGAGGGCUUGGUAGUGAUGGGGUUCGGGAAUUGUAAGGUGAUUUGGAGGGAGGUGUUUGAGCAGUGGUUUGCCGUGGUGAAGUAGGAAGAGUUGAGGGCGUUGGGAGUGUGUUGGAGUGUUCAGUGGGUGGUGGAAGAGAUAUGGUUGGGACUGGAGGCAUAGAGUUAGGUGUGGUAUUGAUAAGAGUAAAAUCUUCAGGACUAGAUGAAGAAGAUGAUGGAGAUUCAUGACUCGUAGAUGAAGACAAAGUGGCAUAUGGAAAAAUAUUUUCAUGAAAAUGAACAUGUCUACUAAUAAAUACCUUGCCAGAUUUGGGGUCAAGACAGCGAUACCCCUUAAAACCAGAUGCAUAGCCAAGAAAAACACACUGAACAGAACGUGGUGACAGCUUGUUGGAAGAAGAAGCAGAAAAAUUCGGAUAACAAGCACACCCAAAAACACGAAGCAAACUUUAGUCAGGAAUUUUGUGAAAGAGUUUUUCAUAUGGUGAAACACCAAAAAGAGUAGGAGAGAGUAAUCUCUUAAUAAUAUAGACAGCCGUAAAAAUAGCAUCCACCCAAAAAAUACUAGGAAUUGAAGCUGUAAUAAGCAUAGUUCGAGCAAGUUCCAAAAGAUUGCGAUGUUUGCGUUCAGCAAUACCAUUUUCGGCCAAAAAUUGUUGCAUAGAAAAAUUAACAAACUCACCCUCUCUAUCACUUUGAAAAACUUUAAUUUUAGAAUAAAAAAAAUUCUCAACUAAAAGUUUAAAGAGACGAAAUUGAGAAAAGACUUCAUGUUUGGUGCGCAAUGGGUAAAUCCAAGUAAAGCGAGAAAAGUCAUCAAUAAAGCACACAUAAUAUUUAAAACCUAAAUUAGAUAAAAUUGGAGAUUGUCGCACAUCAGAAUGAAUUAACUGUAAUGGAGAAGUAGAAUUAUGACUAGCAUCUGUAAAGGGUAAUCGCUGAGAUUUACCCAAACGACAAGAAAUACAAUCAUGUUUAAAAUUUGAAGAAUGAGAAAUAAGUUUUCCUAAUGAUAUUCUCUUGGAGAACAGUACGUCACAUAAGACGAACCUCAUACUCCCACCACUUCCGAGAUUCAACCCGGUUAUAUCCUAAUCGUUUCUUUUUACUUGAAUCUGAAGAUGACAGCGUCUAUUACCCCCUACCCACACAAGAGUCUUAUAAAGAACAGACACAUCCCUACAAUCGAUUCAAAAACCCCUGCAAAUUAUCGUCGUCAUGGGGUAUGCAGCAGGCCUGAGAUUCAGAAUCGAUCUCACCCUGACGGAAAGCUCAAAAAGGCACCGUCUAACGGGACAACCAAAGGCGUGGAGAAGUCUGGCUCUCAACCAGCCUCGUUGAAUUUCUCACCUGCGCAGGGAAAGUUAGCCGGAAGCGGAGAAGAUGAUAAGGCUCCUUUGGUAAGGCCAUUUACGAAGGAUGCAAGUCUGGAUCGUCAACCUGUUAGUCAGACCCAGGCCAUACUGCCAAACUGCUCACAUGGCCUGAUAUGGCAUCUACGGUUAAUGAGCUCGAGUUUGGAUUUGAUUCACAAAACUGAUUAUGCUUAUUCAGGGUGCAGAAGCAGAAGCUGGAGUGUUAGAAUGAAAUUUCAGAAGCACUUUUGGUGCUCUAAUUUACUCUCAGAAUCAGUUUUUUAGAAGCAAGGGGGUACCAGCUUCUGAAAACUGAUUCUGAUUCUGCUUCUGCUUCUGCUUCUGUUUUAAAAAAAAGCAGAAGCAAAAUCAAUUCCAAAGACACCGAAGAUGCAGACAAAAGGUUUGACCCAGGUAGCUCACCCGGAAACCCCACUCAAACAUGGGUUGAUCUACUUCGGGCUGACAAGGAUAAAACCACCCGGGCCCAGCUACACUCCCACUCUCAGCCGCAACAAACAGUUCAAUUGAUAAUAACAUUACUGUUAUGGGAAAAGGUACAUAUAUACCCCUGUAGUAUAGGUGGAGGAACAAAUAUACCCCUGUUCUAUUUUUCGGAACAAAUAUACCCCUGAACUUUUAAAAAGGUGCAAAAAUAUCCCUCAUUUUUUAUAAAGGAGCAAAAUAAUCCUGAUUGACUUUAAAUUAAUCAAAUAAAUUUCAAAAAAGACCAAAAAUAAAUUAAUAAAUCAAAUUAAAAAAUAAAAAUUUUAAAAAUGUAAUUGUGUCCAUUUCUCCCUUUAUUGUUUUAUAUCACAAUUUAAUAUUUUAAGUAUAAAGUAUUAUUUUAAAAUAUGUAAUUUUAUAGUGCAAAAAAUGCAAAAAAAUAUUGUUUCUAUACAUUGCAAAAAAUAUGUUGCACCUUUUCAAAAGAAUUUUAACCAUAUAGUAAAAUUUUGAAAUAAUAUUUCAUGCUUAAACAAUAUUAAAUUGUGAUAUAAAAACUAUAAAAGGGAGAAUUAGACACUAUUACAUUUUUAAAACUUUUUGUUUUUAAAUUUCGAAUUUAUAAUUUAUAUUUGGUGUUUUUUGAAAUUUAUUUUAUUAAUUUAAAGUCAAGAAGGAUUAACUUGCCCCUUUAUAAAAACAUGAGGGAUAUUUUUGCACCUUUUUAGAAGUUCAGGGGUAUCUUUGUUCCGAAAAAUAGAACAGGGGUAUAUUUGUUCCCACACCCAUACUACAGGGGUAUAUUUGUACCUUUCCCCUUACUGUUAUUAAAGAUAUUAUUAUCUUAGAUACAGAUAAUCUCCAGUUUGAAUCAGCUACCAAUUCUCAGGGCCCCGAUAAAUUCCACUUCUUUGGACAAGAGGGAUUUGAUUCUAUUAAAGUAGAAUAAAAAACCUUUAGUUUCAAUCUUGAUUUGGCUCCUCAAAUCAUCCGUUGUAUUUAUGAGCUCACAGGAACCGGCCUUUUCCACCCGCAAUUAAAGAGAUUCAGACCAAUUUCGGUCUCCUCAAAUUUUAAUAAAGCAUGCAGCUACAUAAAAAUUGCCAAAGAAAAAGGACAUUCCAUUACAAUUCCCGGGGGCAGGCACCAAUCAAGAGUGCUCGAAUUCAUGGCAGUCUUCUCUAAUUUUGUGAGAUUUUCAGAUUCAGUACAGGAGGAACCUAUGGAUUGCCUACAAGAAACCACGCUACUUACAGAGGAGCCAACAUUAAUAUCAAAGCUUAUUUUUUAUUGUCAAAUUCGGGAAGCCUACUCAGAGAAACAGUGAUUUCCAACUCCAGUAGAAUACCACAGGCUUAUUCAAGCAUACUCAGAUGCUUCUGACAACUUUUACCAAUCAGAUGAUUCUUUUUACUUGGAUGACUUUCUGGGACAUGUAACUGAAAGCGAUCGUCUUCCCCCUAUCUCAGCUCCGGCAGAAAUUGUGAAAUCAAAAUUCAACAGAGCGAUUUGUAAAAAAAUCCAAGUUUGUUACCUCAGAAAAUUGACUGCCUACAGACAAUUUGAACACGCAACUAAAGGAUUACAGGAAAUCUCAAAAGAAUAAAAGGCGUCACAAAGACUGUGUCUCAGUCUAGAGAAUUUCCUUGGGUGUAAUUUUGGGUUUUUCUUUUCUGUACUGUUUUAAUUUGUUUCUUGUAUUUCCUUUUCAGAUUGUAUUGUUUUCUUUUUCAAUAAGAAAAAUAUGGUUGAAAAAAAAAAGAGAAGAAUGAAGGGAAGAAUUGAUGUAUUGAAUACCAAAUUGAUGUUACGUUGAUGAACACUGUAUUCAUAUAGCCAUAUAGUGCAGUUGCUCUCUCGGUUCUCUCACUAUGUGCGAAUGUCUAGCACCUUUUGAUAAAUAAGAUGCUCAAAAAAUUUCAUCAAAAAAUUCCAUCUGGAACCGCCCCAAAUCGCGAAGACCGUACAAAGUCUCCUAUAGAAGGACUUAAUUGACUUUUUUUAUGAAAGUUCGAGGACCUAUUUGACAGUUUUCCCCUAUAUAUACUCCCUCCGGUUCUAAAUAAACUUCACACUUUCCUUUUUGGGACGGUCCAAAAUAAACUUCAUACUUCCUUAUUUUCUUAUUUGGCAAAGAAAUAUACAUCAAAACAGUGUUAAACAGUGCUAAACAGUGCCAAACAGUGUCUCAACAGUGCCAAACAGUGUCUCAACAGUGUCAAACAGUGUCUCAACAGUGUACUCUACAGUAAAGUCAACUUUAUUUCCUUAAUAACUGUGAAGUCAAACACUGAAGUUUAAAAAGAACCGGAGGGAAUAUUAAUUAACUCACUUCAUUUUGGGAAAUGUGAUACAAGGGAGAUCUACCGGAAAUGUGAUAAGGUUUUACUUUUUUUAUACUUCUUGCUUCUUGGUGACCUUGAUAUGCUUUAUGGCUUUGACAUGCACACUUUAUUUUGUCUACUACUUUGAAUAAGUAGUAGACAAAAUUUAGUAUGUUAAAUCCACCUUCUUUGCACUACCCGUAGGAAAUUGUUUUUGGAGGGAUCCAUUAUAUCUUUGUCUGAUUUACUUGCUUUCAUCUCAGAUAUGUAUGUUAAAUCUCACUUAUUCACAUUAUCCAUUAUAAGAGUAUUUUUAAAAAAUGACUAUUUAGAAUUAGAAUUAGAAUUUUUCUCUUUGCAUUUUUUACUUGCUCAGUUCAUUUUUCUUGGAGAACUAAUAUAGCCAUUUUUUAUUGUUAUAUGUUUUUUCUACAUUUGCAGGGGAGAUGAUACUAGGGAGAUCUACCAGAAAUGUGAUAUGGUUUUACUUUUUUUACUUCUUGCUUCUUGGUGACCUUGAUAUGCUUUAUUGCUUUGACAUGCACACUUUAUUUUGUCUACUACUUUGAAUAAGUAGUAGAAAAAAUUUAGUAUGUUAAAUCCACCUUCUUUGCACUACCCGUUGGAAAUUGUUUUUGGAGGGAUCUAUUAUAUUUUUUCCCGUAAGAACUAACUAAAAACUGGUAUUUCUCUUUGUCUGAUUUACUUGCUUUCAUCUCAGUUAUGUAUGUUGAAUCUCACUUAUUCACACUAUCCGUUAUAAGAGCAUUUUUAAAAAAAUGGCUAUUUAGAAUUAUUAGAAUUAGAAUUUUUCUCUUUGCAUUUUUUACUUGCUCAGUUCAUUUUUCUUGGAGAACUAAUAGAGCCAUUUUUCAUUGUUAUAUGUUUUUUUCUGCAUUUGCAGGAGAGAUGAUACGAGGGAGAUCUACCAGAAAUGUGAUAAGCGGAGAUGAUACGAGGGAGAUCUACCAGAAAUGUGAUAAGGACCGGGAGGCGAGAAGGGGAGCGGGUGACUCUCAAUUUAAUAUUUAACAACUUCAUUUGGGUUCGGUGCAACAUAUUCUUGGACUCAUGAUCAAUUUUUAAAGAUAGUGGUGUUGUUUCUACCAAUUAUUGUGACAGGUAGGGUUGUAUCCAAUCUGAAGGUUAAGGUAAACUUUGUGGUCUUCAUCUCUGAUCUCACGGGUUCUGCGGCAGCUUGUGUAUCUUCUCCAAUGGUGUUCCCGAUCCAUUGGCCAUCUUCUCAAAGUUGCAUCGAUGAGCACCUACACUGACGCUUAAGGAAAUACCUUUGUCCAUCCUCUCCAAGUUGAGCUAGCACCUCCAAUAGCAAUGAUGUCUGCAUCAAUGGCCGAUGAGCUUCAUCAAUUCGGCGGAAACAUCGUUGAUCCAGCGACGAGCUUUGUUGGUCUGGCACAAGCUUCACUCUCCAACUGCAAGUUUUGUGGAUCCAGUGAGGACCUUCGUCAUGCGAUGACUAAUAGCUCGAAUUUGACAGUCCAUGGCGAUUUUUUGGGCUGGGAGAAUUAACAAAGAUUUUCGAGAAAUCUGACAUCAAACUAUGUACAUCAACGUUGAACUGGAUUUUUUUUGUUUGUUGGGGCUCCUUUUGUUUCCUGUAAUUAAUUAAUUUUAAUUUUCUACCGGAAAUCCUUUUGUCUAAAUCUUUUUGUUUAGACCUACAAUAGCGAUUCACCCUAUUUCUCCAUUUUUGUUUUUGUGUGGG
Cuscuta epithymum is the source of this 8517-nucleotide messenger RNA. NCBI's taxonomy places the organism in Eukaryota, Viridiplantae, Streptophyta, Magnoliopsida, Solanales, Convolvulaceae. The record is from the annotation of a GenBank genome assembly.